Acanthochromis polyacanthus (spiny chromis) is the source of this 8040-nucleotide messenger RNA. Its product is annotated as NACHT, LRR and PYD domains-containing protein 12-like. The record is from RefSeq and is a predicted model, not a curated record. Lineage: Eukaryota; Metazoa; Chordata; Actinopteri; Pomacentridae. The transcript is spliced from 14 exons. Gene Ontology annotation, molecular function: protein binding. The coding region runs from base 228 to 4109 and encodes 1293 amino acids.
GAUCAGCUGCUGAUGUUUAUUUGUUUCUUCACAAUACAAACUGCGUCGUGUCUUUUUUACUUUCGGUUUCUCUGUGAGUCUCUGCAGCUCCAUGACUCCAUCUGCUGGACAGAUAGUAGAAGUGCAGCAGCUGAUCUUUUCCAGGAGGAUCUGAGUGGAUGAAUGAUGUUUGUUUCCUGUGCAGGUGAAGGUAGAAAGUGUGUGUGAGCUGCUGUGAGUUGAGCAUCAUGGAUGAGUGUGAGGACAGAGAGGAGGGAGUCCCUCCCUCUAAAAGCUCUCUGUGUGGGGAACAGGAGAACCAGAGCAAAGCUCAGAGGAAUCCACCUGGACCUGGACCUGGACCUGGACCUGGACCUGGACCUGCAUCCAGCUGUGUGUCCUUAAAGAGUGACCAUUCGAUGGGUCGCUUAAUUGACUUGAAAGAUGAUCAACCUCCUGCUGCAGAGAAAAUCCAUCAGAGACCAGAGUCCUCUGGACCUGGACCUGCAUCCAGCUAUGUGUCCUUCAGGAGUGACUGGUCUAAGGAUAAUCCUCCUUAUUUUAAAGGAGAACCAGGUCCUGCUGCAGAGGGAGUGGAGCAGCAGAACUCAGAGGUUCCCAGAGCUCAGUCUGUCCAGCAGCAUCACCUGGACUCCAUAUUCAUGCUGCUGGAGGACAACAUGGUGACUUUUGUGAAGAAGGAGCUGAAGAAGAUGCAGAAGGUCGUGAGUCCAGAUUACCCAGAAUGCUCAGAGAGUCAGAGGGAGGAUGAGGAGGAGUUGGAGGGUGAUGAUGAAGAUGAGAGGAGCAGCAGAGAGAUGUUUGAGCAGAUCACAGUGUUGUUCCUGAGGAGGAUGAAGCAGGAGAAGCUGGCUGACUGUCUGCAGAGCAAACUUGCUGCUGCAGUUUGUGGACGUAAACUUAAAUGUUCUCUGAAGAAGAAGUUCCAGAGAGUGUUUGAGGGCAUCGCUAAAGCAGGACAGAAGACCCUCCUGAAUGAGAUCUACACAGAGCUGUACAUCACAGAGGGAGGGACUGCAGAGGUCAAUGAUGAACAUGAGGUCAGACAGAUUGAAGCAGCAUCCAGGAAAGCAGACAGAGCAGAAAGAAGCAUCAGAGCAGAAGACAUCUUUAGAGGCUCACCUGGAAGAGAUGGACCAAUCAGAACAGUGAUGACACAGGGAGUGGCUGGCAUCGGGAAAACAGUGUUAACACAGAAGUUGACUCUUGACUGGGCUGAAGACAAAAGCAACCAGGACAUCCACUUCAUGUUUCCAUUGACUUUCAGAGAGCUGAAUGUGGUGAAAGAGAGAAAGUUCAGUUUGGUGGAACUUGUUCAGCACUUCUUCAGUGAAACCAAAGCAGCAGGAAUGUGCAGCUUUGAAGACUUCCAGGUUGUGUUGAUCUUUGACGGUCUGGAUGAGUGUCGCCUUCCUCUGGACUUCCACAACAAUGAGGUCCUGACUGAUGUUACAGAGUCCACCUCAGUGGAUGUGCUGCUGACAAACCUGAUCAGGGGGAAUCUGCUUCCCUCUGCUCGCCUCUGGAUAACCACACGACCUGCAGCAGCCAAUCAGAUCCCUCCUGACUGUGUGGACAUGGUGACGGAGGUCAGAGGGUUCACCGACCCACAGAAGGAGGAGUACUUCAGGAAGAGAUCCAGAGAUGAGGAGCAGGCCAGCAGCAUCAUCUCCCACAUGAAGACAUCACGAAGCCUCCACAUCAUGUGCCACAUCCCAGUGUUCUGCUGGAUCACUGCUACAGUUCUGGAGGAGCUGCUGAGAAGCAGAGAGGGAGGAGAUCUGCCCAGAACCCUGACUGAGAUGUUCAUCCACCACCUGGUGGUUCAGACCAAAGUCAUGAAGGUCAAGUAUGAUGGAGGAUCUGAGACAGAUCCACACUGGAGUCCAGACAGCAGGAGGAUGAUUGAGUCUCUGGGAAAACUGGCUUUUGAGCAGCUGCAGAAAGGAAACCUGAUCUUCUAUGAGUCCGACCUGACAGAGUGUGGCAUCGAUAUGAGAGCAGCCUCAAAGUACUCAGGAGUGUUCACACAGAUCUUUAAAGAGGAGAGAGGGCUGUACCAGGACAAGGUGUUCUGCUUCAUCCAUCUGAGUGUUCAUGAGUUUCUGGCUGCUCUUCAUGUCCAUCAGACCUUCAUCAACUCUGGAGUCAACCUGCUGGAAGAACAACAACAAACAACAUCUCGUUGGUCUAAACUGUUCCAGAGUAAAUCGGCACAUUUCUACCAGAGAGCUGUGGACGAGGCCUUGCAGAGUCCAAACGGACACCUGGACUUGUUCCUGCGCUUCCUCCUGGGUCUGUCACUGCCGACCAAUCAGAAUCUCCUACGAGGCCUGCUGACACAGACAGGAAGUCUCUCACAGACCAAUCAGGAAACAGUGAAGUACAUCAAGAAGAAGAUCAGUGAGAACGUGUCUGCAGAGAGAAGCAUCAAUCUGUUCCACUGUCUGAAUGAACUGAAGGAUGUUUCUCUAGUGGAGGAGGUCCAACAGUCCCUGAGAUCAGGACGUCUGUCCACAGAUAAACUGUCUCCUGCUCAGUGGUCAGCUCUGGGCUUCAUCUUACUGUCAUCAGAAGAACAUCUGGACGUGUUUGACCUGAAGAAAUACUCUGCUUCAGAGGAGGUUCUUCUGAGGCUGCUGCCAGUGGUCAAAGCCUCCAAGAAAGUUCUAUUGAGUGGUUGUAAUCUGUCAGAGAGAAGCUGUGGAGCUCUGUCCUCAGUCCUCAGCUCCCAGUCCUCCAGUGUGACAGAGCUGGACCUGACUAACAACAACCUGCAGGAUUCAGGAGUGAAGAGUCUUUCUGCUGGACUGGAGAGUCCACACUGUAAACUGGAAGCUCUCAGACUGAGUGGCUGUAAUCUGUCAGAGAGAAGCUGUGGAGCUCUGUCCUCAGUCCUCAGCUCCCAGUCCUCCAGUGUGACAGAGCUGGACCUGACUAACAACAACCUGCAGGAUUCAGGAGUGGAGAGUCUUUCUGCUGGACUGGAGAGUCCACACUGUAAACUGGAAGCUCUCAGACUGAGUGGCUGUAAUCUGUCAGAGAGAAGCUGUGGAGCUCUGUCCUCAGUCCUCAGCUCCCAGUCCUCCAGUGUGACAGAGCUGGACCUGACUAACAACAACCUGCAGGAUUCAGGAGUGGAGAGUCUUUCUGCUGGACUGGAGAGUCCACACUGUAAACUGGAAGCUCUCAGACUGAGUGGCUGUAAUCUGUCAGAGAGAAGCUGUGGAGCUCUGUCCUCAGUCCUCAGCUCCCAGUCCUCCAGUGUGACAGAGCUGGACCUGACUAACAACAACCUGCAGGAUUCAGGAGUGGAGAGUCUUUCUGCUGGACUGGAGAGUCCACACUGUAAACUGGAAGCUCUCAGGCUGUCAGGCUGUCUGCUCACAGAGGAAGGCUGUGCUUCUCUGGCCUCAGCUCUGAGCUUCAAGACCUCAAAUCUGAGAGAGCUGGACCUGAGCUACAACCAUCCAGGAGACUCAGGAGAGAAGAUGCUGAGAGCUAAAGUGGAGGAUCCACACUGUAGACUGGAAACUCUCAGGGUGACGCCUGCUGGAGUCCGAUGGUUGACACCAGGUCCAUGGAGGUAUUCCUGUCAACUCACAGUCGACACAAACACAGUACACAAAUACCUCAGACUGUCUGACAACAACAGGAAGGUGAAAUUAGUGGAGGAGGUUCAGUGGUAUCCUCAUCAUCCAGACAGGUUUGAAUACUGGAGGCAGCUGCUGUGUAGAACUGGUCUGACUGGUCGCUGUUACUGGGAGGUGGAGUGGAGAGGAGGGGUUGAAAUAUCAGUGAGUUACAGAGGAAUCAGAAGGAAAGGAGACAGUAAAGACUGUGGAUUUGGACAAAAUGAUCAGUCCUGGAGUCUGUUCUGCUCUGAUGAUGGUUACUCUGUCAAACACAAUAACAGAAAAACAUCCAUCAGUUCCUCCUCAGUCUCUCACAGAGUUUCAGUUUAUGUGGACGUUCCUGCUGGAACUCUGUCCUUCUACAGAGUCUCCUCUGACUCUCUGAUCCUCCUCCACACCUUCAACACCACAUUCACUCAACCUCUCUAUCCUGGAUUUGGGUUCUAUCCUGGUUCCUCAGUGUUUCUGUGCUGAGUUCAGUCUCCAGAGUCUCCUCCUGUCAGAGAAACAGUGUUGAACAGAUAGUUGAGUCUCUCCAUGACUCUGUCCCUCACAAACAUGUUUUCACAUUCAUGGAUUAAAUCUAAUCUUCUUCCUCUUCAAAGAUGAAGUUGUGAUUAUUCCAGGAGCCAAAUGUGGUGUUUGCGUCUUUUUCCAGUCAAAUGUUGAGAGUGAAAAUCAGGAUGUGGUGUUCCUCUGACGCUCACUUGAACUAAAAGCAUUUGAGCUGCACAAAGUGUGAAAUGAGAGAGGAAGCAGUGAAUCUACAAACUGCUGACAGACUUUCACACAUUAUUGUCCAGAGAAAAUCAGGUUUUUGUGUGCAAACAACUGUGCAAACUCUGUUUCAUAAUCUAAUAUUGUUAUUGUAUUCAUUUGUUCCCUUUUUUUCUUUUUAGAACAAACAGACAUUUAAAAUCUUUUCCUGUAAAAACAUCUGAUGAUUAUUUAGCUCACAGAGUUUUAAAACCUUCACAAAGCAAACAGAAAUCACACAAACAUCCAGUUAACACGACGUGUUUUAAUCUGAAUAUUCUUUCUAUUCAGACAUUCUAGUUUCUUUUAUGCACUUUAGUCUUGAAGCAAUGAGGACAAACCUACAUUAUUAUUAAAUCUCUCUUUUUAUCCAACAGGAAAUCUAAAUUCUUCCACAUAUUUUAGACUUUCUCUGUAAAAACAGGACAAAAGAAGCUGCAGAACUACAGAAAUAUGAAUGUAAAAGCUGAAUCAGUCUGAAAACUAAACACAAAACUAAUCUGCAGCGUUUAGUUCUGAUAAAUAAUCAGUUUUUUACAGAUUUCUGAUGCUUGGUGGACUGAAGGAACGGCGCCUCCUGCUGGAGUCUCAGCUGAACAUUGAAAUCAAUAAAGAGCUUCCUGAAGUUUAUAAAGUAAAUUAAACAAAGGUAAAUAAAAUGUGCACAGAAAUGUGAGUCUCAAAUCAAUGAGUCGUCCCUACUGAGCAGCAGCAGACUGUGGAGCUAAAAGCAGAUGUUCAGCGUUCUCUCCAGUCAGACGGCUUCUUGUUUAUUGGAUUGUAUCUGUUUAUUGGAUACAAAGGAUGGCUAUGUUGGUGAUGACUGAGAUGAGCUGAUGCAGUGUGGGGGGGAAGCUUCGUCAGAGAUAAGUAGCUGUUCCUGGGCCAGUGGACCCCCAAAAGCCUCCCAUAAGAAAGAAAUGAAUAGUGAGUGUUACAUACAGAGUAGGUCUCAGGGGUCUGAGCAGAUGAGAAGUGAGGCCCAUGGUCUUCAUUAUGUGGCCCAGAACCCCUUGUCUGGAAGCUGCGUCAAUAUGGAAGGAGUGGCCAGAGAUCAUGCAAGGAUUCUGGAUGCAGUCAGGACUUGCUCAAAGUGGAAGAGGAAUCAGGAUCAGAUUAUGACUUCACUGGUCUCUUUGGCAAACUGAGGGUCAGAAGACAAAGCAUCCUGACAUUUUGCUGACUUGUAUAUGGUGUGCUAGAGUUUUGCGAGGGCUUAGGUGUGAAUCUAGUUUGAAGUUCAUGAUGAGCAUGGACUGCUCACUUCAUUGGUUUGGUUUCACUUGAGUGAAUACACCAGGUGGUCCUCAGAGAUGGAAAAAGGUCAAGACAAGACACGCACUUAAAUUGAUGGUGUGGCUUGAAGUUGAAACCCCCAAAACCGGCAGAAGGAGCAUGAUUGAAGAGUUGAGUGUUGCUUGGAAUUUUGUUCAUGAGUGAUGAAAGAAUGGAGCAUGAGAUGGGCAGGCAGCUGGUGUAGCAUCAGUAGAUGUAUUGAAACGUCGUCAUGAGGUGGCAUCUGAGCCGAAAAACAAAGUUUACGAAUUACACUUCAAUCUACAUUCCAACCCAAACCUAUGGUCAUGAGCUCUAGAUGGUGAUGGAACAGUGAAAUGGUGUGAACAAAAGACUGAAAUGAAUUUCCUCCAUAGUUCGACUAGGCAUGACCGUUGAGACAGAGUGAGGAACUCGACACGUGGUGGGAGCUUGCUGUGGAAUUGUUGCUCCUUUGCCUUAAAAGGAGCCAGUUGAGGUGGUUCAGAUGCCUGAUUUGGAUAGCUCUUCUGCAACAUAUUGGAGUGGACAAUGGAGAUAUGCGUUACUGGCGUCUCUGCUGGGAAUUUAAACAGAAGGUUGACGGGGGUGAAGGUUUGUUUUGUUUUUGCCAGUUUGUUUUUGCAUUGUACCAUUAGGUCCCACUUUUGAACAAGGACAACAACAAGGAUAUUAAAUUCUAUAUCAAAGCUAAUGAAGAGAAGCUAAUAUGUGGGAAAUAUGAGUACUAGCAUAGUGUACUGAGGAGCAGGAAAAAAGUUUAUUGCCAGACACAUUCCAAAGCAACACACACUGAAAAUCUAGAGACCUUUCUCACAGCUUUAAAUUUGGCAGGAGACUCCACUCCACAGGAGAGACACUUUUUGAUUGACUGUACAAUCAAAAAAUUUGAUCACAAAGUGUCAAUCCGGAAGCUAAGCACACCUCUGGAGAAGAGGAGAUUGUACUUUACUGUGACUACCUGACCUUUCUAUACAAGAAUGAACUAAACAGUUUUGAAUCCUAAAAUAAAGGAAAUCCAGUGUCACUGAAGUUAUGAUCCAACAUCUACACUAAAUCUACAAUACCAGGUCAGCAUGGUCACUACUGAAGAAGAGCAUCUCACAUUUGAAGAGGAUGGAAACAUGAGACACAAACAGCCCUCAUCUCUCUGUCACAGCUACAAAGGGCCAAGACAGAGAUACCUUUAUCCUAAGCAUAGAUUGUGUUAUUGUUGAAUGGAUGUGCUUUUAUUCUUAGUUAUAUUAACAAGUUUUUUUUCAUGUAUCCUGAAAUUCCACCUUUUUUUGCAUGUUUAUUUUUUUUACGAUCUCAGGAACCAUAUGAGGUAAAGAUAUUAUGUUUGAAAUCAUUUUAAUCACCUGUUCAGUCGAACAUGAGAUCUGUUAUAGUAGAUAUUUAACAAAUGGGUUUAAUGCACACUACCAGUCAAAGUGGUGACACACCUUCUCAUUUAAUGUUUUUUCUUUAUUUUCAUGACUAUUUUCAUUGUAGAUUCUCACUGAAGGCAUCGAAAUUAUGAAUGAAAAUUUAUGGAAUUAUGCAGUGAACAAAAAAAUGUGAAAUAAGUCAAAACAUGUUUUUCUAAUUUACAUUCUUCAAAGUAGUUACCAUUUGCAGGGCUUAAAGUGAGAAAAAAUCCUGAGCCUGAACUUCUAAGAUCCAAUUUAUAGUGUCAAUAAACGUAUUUAAAUGUGUUUUAAAACGCACUAAAACACAAUAUAUAUGAGAUUCUAUUAAUUCAGAGCAAAUAUGAGGUCAUCUGGUGGAAAUAAUGCCCAUUAUGAUCCCACUAUUUUAUUGUUGCUCAAAUGUAAAACCUUACUCGGCCAAAACUUAAGACAUUUUAGAAAGUGCCCCAAGUCAGAUUUUUUUUGUGUUGAUGUUUCAAUACCACAUCACUAUAAUUGCAAAGAUUUAUUUUAGUGUAAAGGGGAAAAAUCAUGAAAAUCAAGUACAUGUAUUAUUAAUAACUUUUAAUAAUUUUUAUCUCUUCAGUAGAUUUAACAAGAACUCAAAACACCAACCACAACAAAACUGCUACAAAACUCUGCUGCUUUCCUUCAUAAGGCACAAUUUUUACUUACAACAUUAUCUCAAGUGUCAGUCUCAAGAGAAUAUUAAGUGCUUGGAGAGUACUGUUUGAAAAAGUCAUUUCUUUUUUCUUUUUUGCUUUGUUUGUGAAUUUUCUGAACAUUUUCUUUUUAACAUGUUCAAAAUGUUGUUUGUUGAAAUAAACUGCAAAACACAGACAACAGAAUUAACUUGUUUAAUAUUCUCUGGAACACUACAAGAGAAUAAACUGUCAUAUGUCACUUGCUUUACCAACUUUGUAUUUAAUCAGGUAAUAAAAGUACUAGUAUUAACUCUUUAA